Messenger RNA from Sorghum bicolor (sorghum), 2996 nucleotides. RefSeq lists its product as uncharacterized. The transcript is spliced from 6 exons. Bases 1896 to 2825 code for a protein of 309 amino acids. Lineage: Eukaryota; Viridiplantae; Streptophyta; Magnoliopsida; Poales; Poaceae. The record is from RefSeq and is a predicted model, not a curated record.
CUUGCAUGUGAUCCAAUCAUUUUGCAGUAAUUAAAUGCUUUGCCCAGCCUAGGAAACGUUAAGAUGAAACUCAUGCAUUGUGGAGGUUGUUUCAUUAUUCAUUUCAUUGAUGUCUUGUCAGCGGAUUUGUUUUGGAAACAAUGCACUGAAACGGGCCACUGAGACUGGCCUAAGGAGUUUAACACUUGUCAAAAAAAACGUACGUCCCUGUUUGUUUCGCUGAAGUUUAAAUUAUGUUGAUUUAUUGUGGAAGAAAAACAUUAUUUCUUCGCUGAAUAAUAUUAUUGAAGUAGUGUUGAAAAACAAUAUAAAAUUUUUCGUGUGAUGGGUGGCCAUACUUAUAUGUAAUUUUGCAUUGAAACUAAGGAGUUAAAUAUAAAUUGACACAAACAAGUGUUAUGAAGUUAUUUUUUCUGAAUUUUGGUCAAAUUCAAUGACGAUGAUAGUAAUACGAUGGGAUUCUUAGGUGUGUGUUUGCUCCUGGUAAGACACGGAGCUAGUAAUAAUAGAUUAUUCACCCGUUAGCACUUAGCCCUUUGUAGAUAUAUAUAUUUCUAGCUCUGCUCUUUUUUAUCUUAAUUUUUUAAAGUAUUUCUAUCUCUGUUCUCACCGCUGCAUGUUUCAGUUUCUUGCACAUCAGCCGCCUGCGCCUGCGGAUGCGCGGUGCGGAUAGAUAGCAACAUCUACAGUACGCACCUCUUCACACACAUCGUGUAUGAGUAGGAAGCUUCCUAGUUCCUUCGCUACUUCUAUUGACGCAUCUUUCUAUCCUCAAGUUACUUAAAUAAACCAAUAUAUAGAAGAUAGCAGAUUAGCGUUUCUACUGUAUAUUACAUAAUUAUUCAGAAUACCAUUUGUGCUACUCCCUCUUGUAUUAUUAUAUUAUAUGCAAGCAUUUUAAAAGUGUAUCCAAAUACAAGGUAUUUAAUUUAGGGAUAGAAGAAUAGUUUGCACUAGAUAAAUAGUUGCAUAUAGUCGAUUAUUACUUGCCGUUUAUCAACUAAUUUCUAUUAAUCACACUGAUGAUAAUGUUUGAUCAGAAAAUAAAGGGUGCAUACGUCUUUUAUAUUAUCUACUAUUAAUAUAUUUUAAAAUCUCUAGGUAUAUUAUUAAAUAGGACCCAGGGAGUAACUAGUAGUAGUAGUAAUAAAUAAUGAGUUUGUAUACUUAGUGAGGAAUAAACCACGUAGAUACAUCAGAAAGCUAAGGGGUUGGUAUGUGUGCUUAAACAGUUUUAGAAAACAAUAGAGAAAACCAAGCCAUGGCUCUCGAAAAAAAAAAGAAAAAGGAAACAAAAGGAAAAGCAAUCCGUGCGCGGCGAUCAGGCGGCGUAGCCGUAUAAGCACUCUCUUUCAAGCUUGACGCAUUUUACUUUCGGUUCUGUUCACGUAUCACGAACACAAGACACGCAAGUCACGCUAACGAAGCACGUACUCAUCCACUUGUCAUGGUCCUUAGCCAUGUCACAUUUUUUCUCGGUAUAAAAAAGAAAAACAGAACAUGGCUUAUAUCCUUAAGCUCAUGUCUAUGUCGAUAAAGACAGUGGUCACGCCUCCUCGUUGCAGAAAAUGAUAAAAAUGCAAAAACUAAAUUUGGAAGAAAAAUGCCCCCAAAAAAGCCACUUCAUCAAUAUCUCCAACUGACAUGGCCAAAGCAAGGAAACCAAUGGGUAAAGGGCAUAAAGUUGGCAGGUAAUUAAGAGCUAGCACAUCCUUGGAGUGGGAGGGAUACCACAAUUCGCUUGGAAAACAUUUAUGGCAUUCCCAAAAAUGCUCCUUCGCCCCUGAAAAAAACCACAUCUUCGUUUGGCCUCUCCGCUCUCCUUUGAAGUCUGCAGAUGCAAAAAGUUGGACCAGAGGCACUGUAGUCGGGGGCACGAAUAGAGAGAGUGAGAGAUGGCGAGCUCCAGCAGUGCGAGCGCCCAUGGGGAAGCUGCUGCUGUUGACGGGGCGACAGGGACCCACUCCAAUCUGAGGUCUUUUCUUGACAGUGUUACACCGGUCGUAAAGGCGCACACGGUCCCUAUGGCAUCCUACCUUCCACUGCCAAACGGCUGUUAUGAAAAGAUUGCAGAUGGAGUCAAAUGUUUCUACCUUGGAGAUCUUUGGAAUAGGUUCUAUGAGUGGAGCGCCUGUGGUGUUGGUACUUCAGUGUGCAUCGCUCCGGGUGAGACAGUGGUCCAAUACUUCGUGCCAUAUCUUUCGGCAAUUCAAUUGUACACCAACAUGACAAAUGUUCCUACUUCACAAAGCAUGUUAUAUGAUGGAAGAUUCAAUCAGGAUAACCAUUAUGGUGCAAUAAAUUGGAUGGACACUCAUGGAUAUCAAGCACCAUCACACAUGUCCGCUAUUGGAGUUGAAAGCAAGGGGGAGUUGUUCUUCAAGUAUUUUGAACCUGACUCCCCUUAUGAAAGGAUACCUUUUGUAGACAAGGUGUAUGAUCUGUGCUAUGAUUGUCCUUCCCUAUCAUCUUUGAGCAGUGCAGAGCUCUCACCAUCAAGUUGGAUGUCGGUUUUUUGGUAUCCAACAAGUCAUGUCCCUGCGAAGAAUCAAAAAGAUCUAAAUACUUGCUUUUUGACCUACCAUAGCCUUUCAACAUGCAAAGAUCUUGUUGCUUUAGAUUGUGUGCAAACCUUCAAUCAUAUGGCACUUUCCCCAUUUGGCCUUGCAACAUACAAGUUAGAUGCUGAAGUGUGGGCUACUCCAAACUCUGGUGACCAAGAACGUAUUUCCUCUCUCUUCGAUGUGGCACAGUCAUGGCUAAAGGAGCACAACAUCCACCACCACGACUUCAACUACUUUUCCCAUAGAUACUCCUUCAAAUGAAUAACAUGAACAUGACUGAUCAACAAGUUCAUAGUCAUUGAUGACUAAGUGUGUCAUGUGUUGUUUUUAACAUCUCUCUCCAUGCCAUUGUAGUAGUUGUUCCUAUUUUUCUUUUAUUAAUACUUACUUGUGAUGCUUUUAGUGUGUAUCGUUGGAGAUUAAUCACUAGGA